This is a messenger RNA of Rhizophagus irregularis DAOM 181602=DAOM 197198, 1290 nucleotides long. Lineage: Eukaryota; Fungi; Glomeromycota; Glomeromycetes; Glomerales; Glomeraceae. The record is from RefSeq and is a predicted model, not a curated record.
AGAAAGAUUUAUUGAAAUACCAUUUAAAAAAGAAGAUGAAUUCCUUUUAAAUGAAAUUAUAGAUAAAAGUGGAAAUAUUUUAUACUUAAAAUUUUGUUCAAAACCUAAUUGGAAAUUUUUGAAUAAUUUACGUAAAUUGGAAUUUGGAUGUACAAUGACUUUUAAUGGAAUUAAGAAAGCAGAAAAAAGGGCAUCUAUAAUGAAAAAUUGUGAAUUGGCCGAAUUUGAUGCUGGAGGUUGUUUAAAUGGGGAAGUUGAAUUUAAUUCGGAACAAGAUCGAUUUAUGAAAACUAAUUUAUUUUUUAAUAUUAAUAUUAGUGAUGUAAAGAAAUUUGUAGAAUUAGGGAUGUCAAUUGGAACAUCAAAGAAUGAAAAAUUCAAAUCUGAAACUAAUACUACUUGUUAUUAUACAAUAUAUAAAAAAGUAACAUUGAAAUUUAGAGAAUAUUUAGAAGCAUCUCCAGAAUUUGUUGAAGCAGUGAAGGAAGCCGUUGACUUUGAGGAUGCUAGAAAUCUUCAGCAAGUUACUGAAAAAUUUGGCCAAUUCAUUCCAACUGAAAUUAUUAUGGGUGGAAAAGCUUACCUAGAUGGUAUUAUUAUGUCAACAAAACAUAAUGAAGAAGAUCAUGACAAAGUUUCUCUGAAUGCAAAAGCAUCUGUUAUAAAGGCUGAAUUAACAAACACUUAUGAUAAUUCAAUAGGAAUUUCAAAUAACUAUAAAUCUAAAUGUAAAAAUUUAAUUGGAGGAGAACAGCCCGAUAGUAUUGAAAAUUUUGAUGAAAAAGCUUGGAUUAAAUCUUUAAAAGAUUAUAGAAAUUGGGAUUGCAUAGAAUUUCAAAAUCCUGUUAGUAUUUUUGAACUUUUACCUGCUGAUUUACGUAAAAGAGUUAUUGAAUUGGUUGGAAAAAGAAUUCAUCACUUAAAAUUUGAAGAAUUUGAUUAUAAAUUAGAGGAAUUUGGAAGACCAAAUAUUUUUGAAUUAAAAAAUAUGCCAUUAAAUAUUUCAAAAAUGAUUCAAAAUAAGGAUGCAGAUUGUAAUGUCUUUGCAACUAUAAAUGAUAUAACAGGAUCAAAAGAUGAUUUUUUUACCUGGCAAGUUUAUUGUCCACCGAAUAGUAAACCAAGUCUUUUAAUUCAUUGUAUUCAGAAGAAGAAAUUUAAAAAACGUAGAUACAAAUUGAAAAUUGGCUGGAUGGUGAUUGGGUAUUAUACUGAUUAUACGGACUUAAAUUUUAUACUCUCAGAUUUUAAUGCUCAAUUAAAAGUUCUUGUUUAGGAAUUCCUGUAUUA